AUGAAAUUUGUCGCAGUUUUCUUGGCAUUAAUGCUCCAUGAUCAGGUUCUUUGUGCGGACACGCCAAUCAAGUACACUUGUCGUGGGCAAUGGGACAAUAGCCUGCCCCAGGGCUUAUGUAUGCUAGACUCCGCAAAGGCUGAACAGAGUAUCAAUCGGGUCAUGGUUUGGGUGAAAGACCAAAUUGUUGUGGACCAGGCGGCCGGGAUAUUCAAAUGCGACUAUCCAAUCAAUCCGGAUGAGGGAAAGAUCCGGGGCUGGUGCACCAACAAUGUGGUCUUGGACCCAAACACCCCAAAUGGAAUGACCCCCGAUUCGGCAAAAUAUAUCGAUUAUGGAUUCGAUGCAGUUGUUGUAAAAUGA
Messenger RNA from Puccinia graminis f. sp. tritici CRL 75-36-700-3, 363 nucleotides. RefSeq lists its product as uncharacterized. Lineage: Eukaryota; Fungi; Basidiomycota; Pucciniomycetes; Pucciniales; Pucciniaceae. The record is from RefSeq and is a predicted model, not a curated record. The transcript has 3 exons. Bases 1 to 363 code for a protein of 120 amino acids.